Molecule: messenger RNA, 5112 nt
Organism: Plectropomus leopardus (leopard coralgrouper)
Lineage: Eukaryota; Metazoa; Chordata; Actinopteri; Perciformes; Serranidae
Gene: smg8
Product: SMG8 nonsense mediated mRNA decay factor
Biological process (GO): nuclear-transcribed mRNA catabolic process, nonsense-mediated decay
Source: RefSeq, a predicted model, not a curated record
CAUGAAGGAAGCAAACAUGGCUUUCCCUGUGAGUAUGGGGGCUCUGCUUCAGGCAGACCUCCAGGAGGACACUGCGUACCGGGACGACGGCCUGUGUGUGGUCGGUAUCUUCGGUAAAAGCAACAUGCAGCCCGGACCGCCGAAGGAGUCCAUUAUCAACAACUUGGCGGACAAACACAUCUUCUCGCUGUUCGGCGGACCGGAGGACGGCGGCACCGCGGACAGCCACAUCCAGGCUUUCUACAGCCAGGAGAGCCGGGUGCUCUACCUGCUGCUCUCCUCCGUGUGUGACAGCAGGCAGCUGCUGCGGGCCUGCGAGUCUCUGAGCGCCGGUACCGGCCACUCUGACGCCCACGAAGUGUGGAAAGGCCUGGACAGACAGCACUGCCUCCACCUGCUCUACAUGUUCUCCGUGUGUCACGUCCUGCUGCUCGUCCACCCCAACCAGACCUUCGAUGUGACAUACGACCGGCUCUUCAGAGCCCUGGACGCGCUGAGACAGAAGGUCCUGCCCCUGAUCCGAGCUGCCAUCAAGGACUGUCCGGUGUCCAAAGAGUGGAAAGUGAACUGUCGGCCCUGCCCUCCAAGACUGCUCUUCGUCUUCCAGAUGAACUGCUCUCUGAAGCUCUCUGGUAAUGGCUCAGAGUCUGGAGGAAACCCAGACAAGCCCAAAAAGCACUCUCCCAGGAGGAGACUACAGCACGCCCUGGAGGACCAAAUUUAUCGCAUCUUCCGUAAAAGCAGAGUCCUGACCAACCAAAGCAGCAACUGCUUGUUCACUGUUCCUGCCAACCAGGCGUUUGUGUACGUGAUACCAGCAGUCGACGAGGAUCCUGUGGGUGCCUUGCUUGGUCAGCUGCGGUCCAACUGCAUCUUGGUCGAACAAGACUCCACCACGGUGGUUUCCGGACCGAGGCGUUAUCAGCAGAUGCGACGUUCGGCUCGGCAGUCUGUCGGCAGCGGAGACUCAGCCAGCAUGUCAAUGGGGGGUCAGCUGGUGGACUGCAGCUUGAAGGAAUUUCUCUGGCAGCAUGUCGAGCUGGUGCUGACCAAGAAAGGCUUUGACGACAGCGUUGGCCGCAACCCACAGCCCUCACACUUUGAGCUGCCAACCUACUCCAAAUGGGUCCAGGUCGCCUCUAGACUCCACCAAGUCCUAAUUAACAACACAGAUGAAGAAAUAGCCGAACUAGCAUCAAAAGUGCAAGGCCAGCUGAAGGUUCUGGAAGGUUUUCUCGAUGCUGACACAAAGUUCUCUGAGAACAGGUGUCAAAAAGCUCUGCCACUGGCUCACAGCGCUUACCAGUCCAACCUUCCCCAUAACUACACCACCACGGUGCACAAAAACCAGCUGGCGCAGGCUCUGCGAGUGUACAGCCAGCAUGCCCGAGGCGUUGCUUUCCAGCGCUACGCACUGCAGCUUCAUGAGGACUGCUACAAGUUCUGGAGCAACGGCCACCAGCUGUGUGAGGAGCGAAGCCUGACAGACCAACACUGUGUUCACAAGUUCCACCUACUGCCUCAGCCAGGAGAGAAGCCUGACAUGGAUCGCAAUCCACCCAUCCUGAACCACAACAGCAGGGGGCGCUCCACUAGCUCCUGUAACUGUGGCAGGAAACAGGCUCCUCGCGAGGAUCCGUUUGACAUCCAGGCUGCCAAUUAUGACUUCUACCAGAUGCUGGAGGAGAAAUGCUGCGGAAAGUUGGAGAGGAUCGAGUUUCCAGUGUUCCAGCCCAGCACUCCUGACCCAGCUCCAGCCUGCAACCAAGCUCAGCGACUCCCAAAUGAGGCCUCGGGGUCUGUCGACGCAGAAAGGCUGAAGGAGCCGAGCACUGCUCAGAGCCACACACCUGGAGACACCAGCCUCAGCCUGGCUCUCAGUCUGGGUCAGUCCACAGACAGUCUGGGGCCCUACGGAGACGGAGAUGGAACCGAAACCCAAGUUCAGCAAAAGAGGCCGAGCCUUGUUGACCGGCAGCCCUCCACAGUGGAGUACCUCCCGGGUAUGAUGCACUCCGGCUGCCCCAAGGGCCUGCUCCCCAAGUUCUCCAGCUGGUCGCUGGUCAAACUGGGGCCAGCCAAGUCAUACAACUGCCACACUGGUCUGGAACAGCCAGGCUUCCUCCCCGGCUCCUCCUUCCUCUUGCCAUGGGACUUGGUGAUUCGCUCUAGGUCGGAGGAGGAUACAGGACUGUCGGAGCCUUUGGAUGGAGGCACCUCCUCGUGGCCUGCCCCCAACAAGACCCUGGUGGGAAAGCGAGGGAGCACCGGAGGGCUGGGUAGGAGCCGCAGGAGGGAUGAUAUGGCUCGGAUGUUUGUGGGGUUUGAGUAUGAAGACAGUAGGGGAAGACGCUUCAUCAGCUGCGGGCCAGAUAAGAUAGUGAAGGUGCUGGGGCCAGGGGGCGCCAAAGAUCCUGCCACCAGAGUGCUCAACACCGACAUGCCGCUGUACAUCCCCUCCCCUUCACAGGGCCGCGGUCUGAAGCCACACUUUGCCCAGCUGGCUCGCCUUUUUAUUGUGGUGCCUGACGCCCCGCUGGAGGUCACUCUUAACCCACAGGUGCAGCCUGGUCCUCCUCCCUGCCCAGUUUUCCAUCCAGAGCAGACAGACCUGUUAUUGCCACCCGAUGGUCUUUGGGUUCUGCGAUUCCCUUAUUCCUACUCAACAGACCGCGGCCCCUGUUACCCUCCAAAAGAGAACCAGCCGCUCAACAACUACAAGGUGCUGCGAGGCAUCCUGAAGGCCACCACUGCCAACCCUCCACCACAGUGAACUUUUAAAGUGAGAGGGACUUCUUAUUUAUUUACACCUCCUGAUACAGGCUGAGGAUAUUUUUUAUUUGUCUGUCAGUGACCUUCAGAUCUUUUCACACUUCUUCAGGUUAAAAUCUGGCCUUGAACAACUAUGGGUAUCAGAAACGAGCUUUCACAGUCCCUUAACAUUGAAUUCCAUUUAUUUUGACGAUCUUAUGACCUUUCUUCCAAAACAUAAUUCAGACAAAUUUACCGAAAACUUUAAUGCUCCCAGGGGUAGUACACAUUCUGUAUUGUCAUCCAGACUUUAAAUUUUCCUUUUUUAGUAUUGUAUAGAAAGAUCAUUAGUAUGACAUUCGUUUGAACAUUUUUUGGGUAUCGGCGGGUGAAAUGCACAUUAUAGCCUCCAUCAUCCGUUAGCGGUACCAGUAUGCUUCUUCAGAAGCACUUGUCAAAUGGUUGAACAGCUUUGGAAACCGCCCAUUUCUGUAACUUUCAGCAGCUUAUGUCGUGGUUUAAGAAAAGCUCAGUUUAUCCCGUACACACUCAAACACCAAGCCAACAAUUUAAGGCUUACACACUCUUAGGGCUGUUUUGGAAAAGCUCCAUUUUAAGGGAAGAAAAAUUGCGCUUUAGUCUCGACAGAGGGCUGAAAUAGAGGGGAAAAGAUGUGUUUACAGAUUUAACCAGCUUGAUGUGGAAGUACUCAAGCACAUCCACAGUAGUGAACUAAAAUAGCCAUUAAAACAGAGGCUCACGUCGAAUGUCAGUGAUUAUGCUGAUCUGAAUGUGUAUUUUGCACCACAUUACUUUCCCUCUAAUUAGCAUCAUACGCAGUAUAUAAAGACUUAACUAAUGUAAUGUGGUUAUAUGCAGAUAUAAACACUUAUAAAUGUGUUUGUGAGCAACCAUAACUCCUCCCGUGAGCAGCCGUAAAUGUAUUAACAGAUAAUGAAUGAUGAUGAUUCAUGAGUGAAUCAUAAUAAUAGAAAUUUUGUCUUCUUUGGAGAAGUUAUCAUUGCUGUCCAGUAUUCUACAUUAAUAAAAAACAGGUUUAUAUCUGCAUAUAACUGCACUAUGGUGUGUUAUAAACCUUUAAUUAAAUGUUUGUAUACAGUUUAUGGAUACUAUACAGAGGGACUAUUCUGCAUCAUGUGUAGUACAGUGUCACAACAGGUAUAUCCUAACACUGAUUACAACUUAAACAGACAUACCUGAUACACUGGGUAGUGGAGUGGAUUUUUGUUUCUCUGUAAAUAAGCGUUAAUCACUCUAUUAUGUUAUUAUUAUCAUUAAGUAAAGGUGAAUACUAGAGCCGCAUCGAAUUUGUUAAUUAAUCUAUUAGUUGACCGAAAGAAAAUUAAGUGCCCACUGUUUUGAUAAUCAAUCAAGCAAAAAUUUUAAACGUGUUUGACUCCAGCUUCUUAUAUGUGAGAAUUUGCUGCUUUUCUUUGUCAUUUAUGAUCAUGAAUGAUUGGUGGUAAAACAAUAUGCAUUGCAUAUAUACAUUUAUUUCCCAAUAGGUGGUGUAGAACUCCUUCAUCUUGUUUAUACCACCUCAUCAUCAGUUGGUUGCGAUAAAUGACCUUUUUAAAGUUUUCACCAAAUUUAAAUGGACAAAAAGAUUAACCUGUUAAAGUCCCCGGUUUGAUAUAUUUACAAUUAGCUCAAAAUUCAGCUUUUAACUAACUAAGACUCCACUGCAUUUCCAAAUUAUCAGCUUUCUGUCAAAUUUAGAUUUUAAUUCAAAAUCCUUCUUAUUGAUUUAAGGCAUAAAAUAUACUAUAGAAUAACCCAUAAAAACUAACCCCAGAGCUACAGAAAGCAUGAUAAGACUGGCCAAGUAGUGACGAAUAAACUGAACUUCAUGUGUAAAAGUAUUUUAAAAAACUGACUAUAAACUAUUUCUCCUUUCCUAUAAAAAACACACUUGUUCCUCCGUUGUUCCCCACAGUCGUGCUUUCUUCCUCUGCCUCUAGUUUAAGCACCAGUAGGAAGUGAGAACUGCUUUACUGGUGCAUGAUUCAUACAAUGAAAUUAUACUGUAAGAUUGCUUUACUGCUGGAACAGAAAGAUCAAUGUGUACAAACAAGGAAAUCAAUUUGGGAUCUCAUAACCCAGAAACAAACACACACACACACACACACACACACACACACACACACACACACACACACACACACACACACACACACGGAGCCUUCAGGAAUGUGGGUAAUAACAAUGAGGUUAAUAACAAAGCUAAGAAGUGCGACUCAAGGUCAUAAAGUUUAACAACCUCUGGUCAAGAUUUAAAGAAACAUUCAGUGUGCACUGUGAGGAAGUGUAAAAAAUAAUAUUGUAAAAAUGUAUCUCUCU